Cooperia oncophora is the source of this 825-nucleotide messenger RNA. NCBI's taxonomy places the organism in Eukaryota, Metazoa, Nematoda, Chromadorea, Rhabditida, Trichostrongylidae. The record is from the annotation of a GenBank genome assembly.
AUGGCUUUCACUAUUGCUGACGGCAUUCAGUACUGCGAAACAGGAAUCAACGCCGGUCUUAGCAUAGACGAUUUUGCACCACGUCUGAGCUUCUUCUGGGGCAUUGGAAUGAACUUCUACAUGGAAAUAGCCAAAAUGCGCGCUGCUCGUCGCCUUUGGGCCAACCUUCUCAAGGAGCGCUUCAAUCCAAAAAGCGACAAAUCGCUCAUGCUCCGCACUCAUUGCCAAACCAGUGGAUGGUCCCUUACUGAGCAGGACCCGUACAACAACAUUAUUCGAACUACCAUUGAAGCCAUGGCAUCAGUAUUCGGUGGAACACAAUCAGUGCACACCAACUCCUUCGACGAGGCCCUCGGUCUGCCCACGAAAUUCUCUGCACGCAUCGCCCGAAAUACCCAAAUCAUCAUCCAGGAAGAGAGCGGUAUUUGCAAGGUGAUCGAUGAAAUAAUGGAGAUGGGUGGAAUGGCUAAGGCCGUUGCUUCUGGAAUGACCAAGUUAAGAAUUGAGGAGGCUGCUGCCAAGAAACAAGCUCGUAUCGACGCAGGGAAAGAUGUUAUCGUAGGCGUGAAUAAAUAUCGCCUCGCUGAGGAGGCGAAGGUCGAUGUGCUUGUCGUUGAUAACCAGAAAGUGCGUGAACAACAGAUUGCAAAACUGGAACAAAUCCGUAAGACAAGAGAUCCUGAAAGGGCCAAAGCAGCUCUGGCAGCCAUUACUGAAGGAGCAGCCGGUAAGGGCAACCUUAUGGAGUUGGCUAUUGAAGCGUCUCGAGCCCGAUGUACCGUUGGCGAAAUCAGCGAUGCUAUGGAGAAGGUUUUCACACGGUAA